AUGGACCUUGACAGUAAGGUCACCCUCAAAGACCGAGUUUGCCAGAUUACAUGGGGAUGGUACUCCAUGUCCAUGGCCACUGGAGGCAUCGCUGUCCUUCUCUACCGCACACCUCACAAAUUCACCGGCCUGGAAACCAUCGGCAAGAUAAUUUAUAUUUUAAACUUAUUCCUCUUUCUCGCGGUCACAACAUGCAUGAUUCUCCGCUUCGUCUCCAAGCGCAGCGCCCUCAAAGAAUCAUUCCAAAGCGGCCAUGAAACCUAUUUCGCAUCGACAUGCCUACUAUCGAUCGCAACCAUAAUUCUCGGAGCAGAAAGCUACGGAAGUAACUCCUGUGGCCCCUGGCUACAAGUAGCUCUGCGAAUCGUCUUCUGGAUCUAUGUCGCGCUCUCCACCCUCCUGGCUAUAUCCCACAAUUGGUAUCUGUACCAUCUGGCCAUGGCAAAAAAGCAGCCAUUCCCAAUCGUACAACUUCUGCCCUCUUUCCCAGCCAUGCUCUCCGGUACCAUCGCUUCAUCCAUUGCCGCCAGUCAACCACGGGACCAAGCAUUGCCAAUUCUCAUCGGUGGCGUAACAUUACAAGGCUUUGGAUUUAUAAAGUCUCUGCUCAUCUACGGCGAAUACCAGUACUUCCUCGCCAAGCGCGGUCUCCCAGAGCGGUCUAAGCGCCCACAGAUGUUCAUUGCUGUCGGGCCGUGGAGCUUCACUGCUCUUGCUUUAAUCGGAAUGGCAAAGGAGGCAGUGGAAAUUUUCCCUUCACGAUAUAUCAUUUCCUACGCGGAUCCCGAGUCUAUUGGGAGUGUCACUCUUAGCACCGGUGACAUUGCCGUAAUGAUGGCCUCUUUCGUCGCUAUCUUCGUUUGGACUAUGGCUUUUUUCCAUUUCUGCAUUGCUCUUGUCAGUGUUUUAGCGUCUGCUAGAGUGUUUGGGGGCGAGGGAGCCCCUCCCAUGUCAGUUGUGUAUUGGGCUAUGGUAUUCCCUAAUACUGGGUUCGUUAUAGCGACUAUUAGUAUCGGACAGGUGUUGCAGUCCGAAGGUAUCCUGUGGGUUUCAUCUAUUAUGACGGUAUUACAGGUCGCAAUGUGGUUAGGUGUGGGGAUUACCACUAUAGUUGCGAUUGUCAGGCGUAAGAUGUUAUGGCCGGAAGAUGUCAAGAGAUGUGCCUAG
This is a messenger RNA of Penicillium antarcticum, 1167 nucleotides long. Its product is annotated as tellurite-resistance/dicarboxylate transporter family protein. Gene Ontology annotation, biological process: malate transmembrane transport. Gene Ontology annotation, cellular component: membrane. Gene Ontology annotation, molecular function: malate transmembrane transporter activity. The coding region runs from base 1 to 1167 and encodes 388 amino acids. The transcript has a single exon. The record is from RefSeq and is a predicted model, not a curated record. NCBI's taxonomy places the organism in Eukaryota, Fungi, Ascomycota, Eurotiomycetes, Eurotiales, Aspergillaceae.